AUGGAAAGUAUACCAGAACAUCGAAAAUGGAUGUAUAAUCGAUUGUUACCUGGAAAGAGGGGAAUCAGUAAUGAGUUUUUAGCUGGUGUUGAGCAAUUUGUUAAGUAUGCAUGUACGCUUUCUGUAUACGAGUUGACAAAUACAAUUAGGUGUCCAUGUAGUAAAUGCAAGAAUAGAGUACACUUAUCUACUGAUGAUGUCCGUGUUCACUUGUAUAAGAAAGGAUUUGAACCGUAUUAUUGGGUAUGGACUUGUCAUGGUGAACCUAUUCCUACAGUAAACGAGCGAGUUUUGGAGACACGUAACGAAAAUAAUCAAUAUGAAGCAAUGGUGUUUGAUGUAGGUGGUUCAUCAUUUAUUCCAUUUCAUGUGGAAAAUAACCAAGAAGAAGAGCCACAUACAAGUGCACAAAACUUUUAUGAUUUAUUAAACACGGCUAGACAACCUUUGUCACCCGGUUGUGUUGAAGAAACAGAGUUGUCAUAUGCAUUGAAGAUGAUGAAUAUAAAGGCCACUUUUAACAUUCCACAGCUAGCAAUGGAUCAAAUAUUUGAGUACAAUAAGCAUAUAAUGGGUCCAAAUAAUCGAGUGCCAUUUAGUUAUUAUGAUUCAGAGAAAUUGAUUUCAAAGCUGGGGCUUGAUCAUGAAAAGAUUGAUUGUUGUGUUAAUAGUUGUAUGUUGUACUAUAAGUCUGAUAUCAAUGAGCGACAUUGUAAGUUUUGUGGCGAGGCUCGGUUUAAACCACGACCGCCUACUUGUGCUCGUGGGAAAGAAGUUCCUAAGAAAAGGAUGCAUUACUUGCCUCUCAUCCCUAGAUUGCAACGAUUGUAUGCAUCACAAAGUUCUGCUGAGCACAUGAGGUGGCAUUAUGAAAAUCGCCGUCAACCAGGUAUUAUGUGUCAUCCUUCAGAUGGUGAAGCGUGGAAACACUUUGAUACUCAGUAUCCCGACUUUGCAGCAGAUCCUCGGAAUGUAAGACUAGGUUUGUGUGCUGACGGGUUUUGUCCUUUUGGUUUAAAUGCUAAAUCAUAUUCUUGUUGGCCGGUUAUGGUUGUUCCAUAUAAUCUUCCACCAUCAAUGUGCAUGACUACCCCGUAUAUAUUCUUAACUUGUAUUAUUCCCGGGGAACACAACCCAAAGGCGAAUAUUGAUGUCUAUCUGCAACCUUUAAUUGAUGAGCUUCAGUUGCUAUGGGAUACAGGGGUUCUAACUUAUGAUGUCUCGUUAAAGCAAAACUUUAUGAUGCGAGCUAUGUUGAUGUGGACCAUCAAUGACUUUCCUGCCUAUGGUAUGUUAUCUGGAUGGCAAACAGCAGGAAAACUAGCAUGCCCUUAUUGCACUCAUUAUACUAAAUCUUUCUAUUUAAAGAAUGGGCGUAAAACAUGUUGGUUUGAUUGUCAUCGACAAUUUCUUCCAAUGGAUCACCCUUUUAGAAAAAAUCGUGAUUCCUUCUUAAAACAUCGGGUAGAGAAAUCAAGACCCCCAAGGAUUUUGACAGGGGAAGAGUUGUUGCCUACUAUUGAGAUGUUGCCAAAAAUUACUGAUGGGCCAAUUGGUCGACUUGAAGGGUUUGGAUGUUCACAUAAUUGGAAGAAAAGAAGUAUAUUCUGGGAUUUACCAUAUUGGAAAGAUAACCUCCUCCGUCACAACCUUGAUGUCAUGCAUAUAGAGAAGAAUGUGUUUGAUAACAUCUUCUACACAGCUAUGGAUGUUAAAGGAACUAGAAAAAACAAAGACACGCCUGCUGCUCGUUUGGAUAUAAAAGAGAUAUGUCAUAGACCACAACUCGAAUUGGUGGAACAUAAUGGUCGAUAUCUUAUGCCAAAGGCGAGUUACAGUUUGAGCCGAGAUCAGCAGACAGUUGUGUAUGAGUGGUUAAGAACUCUAAAAUUACCUGAUGGCUUUUCUUCAAAUAUAAUGUCUUCUGCCAAGUGCCUUUAUAUUUUUACCAAAAUCACAUUGGAAGGCUUUAGUUGA
Messenger RNA from Ipomoea nil (Japanese morning glory), 1977 nucleotides. RefSeq lists its product as uncharacterized. The record is from RefSeq and is a predicted model, not a curated record. The transcript has 2 exons. NCBI's taxonomy places the organism in Eukaryota, Viridiplantae, Streptophyta, Magnoliopsida, Solanales, Convolvulaceae. Bases 1 to 1977 code for a protein of 658 amino acids.